Molecule: messenger RNA, 1315 nt
Organism: Pungitius pungitius (ninespine stickleback)
Lineage: Eukaryota; Metazoa; Chordata; Actinopteri; Perciformes; Gasterosteidae
Gene: mapk13
Product: mitogen-activated protein kinase 13
Exons: 12
Coding region: 105-1196 (363 amino acids)
Biological process (GO): protein phosphorylation; intracellular signal transduction
Cellular component (GO): cytoplasm; nucleus
Molecular function (GO): MAP kinase activity; ATP binding
Source: RefSeq, a predicted model, not a curated record
ACUUCUUUUUUUUCAAGUGUUUUGCUUUACCUUCUGAACAAGUGACAGAGUUGCAAGCUGAGGGAGGAGAACUUGUCUCCAAGUUUCGCCGUAUCCUCUUCACGAUGGAGCCUCGGGCACAUUUCUACCGCGAGGAAAUCAACAAGACGGUGUGGGAGGUCCCGGAGAAAUACACCCGGCUCAAGCAGAUAGGGACCGGGGCGUACGGCUCCGUGUGCUCAGCAAUAAAUGAGAAGACCAAAGAAAAAGUGGCCAUCAAGAAGCUCCACAGGCCCUUCCAGUCAGAGAUCUUCGCAAAGAGGGCCUACAGGGAGCUGCGACUGCUCAAACACAUGAAGCAUGAAAACGUGAUAGGACUUCUUGAUGUGUUUUCAUCCGCCUCGAGCCUCGAUGACAUGCAGGACUUCUACCUGGUGAUGCCUUACAUGUUUACGGACUUGUCGAAGGUCCGAGGUCAUCUCACAGAAGACAAAGUCCAGUUUCUCGUCUACCAGAUGCUGUGUGGUCUCAGGUACAUUCACAAAGCUGGCAUCAUCCACAGGGAUCUAAAGCCCGGAAACUUGGCAGUAAACCAGGACUGUGAACUGAAGAUCCUGGACUUCGGGCUGGCUCGCAGUACUGACGCCGAGAUGACGGGCUACGUGGUGACCCGCUGGUACCGGGCACCCGAGGUCAUUCUCAACUGGAUGCACUACACGCAGACUGUGGACAUCUGGUCUGUGGGCUGUAUCAUGGCAGAAAUGAUCAAUGGAAAAACCCUUUUCAAAGGGAGAGAUUACAUGGACCAGCUGACUCAGAUCAUGAAAGUGACUGGAGUGCCUGGAGCAGAGUUUAUACAGAAGCUGGACAGCCAAGAGGCCAAGAGUUAUAUUAAGGCCCUUCCGCGCUAUCCCAGAAAAGACUUCUCAACGUUGUUCCCCAGAGCGAGCGCAAAGGGUAUUGACCUGCUGGAGAAGAUGCUGGUUCUGGACGGAGACGAGAGACCCACAGCUGAACUAGCUCUGGAGCACCCAUAUUUCGACAGCCUACGGGACCUAGAUGACUUGCCUCCGCCUGCACCAUACGAUGAUAGCCAUGACAACGCCACCCUGUCCCUGGAUGAGUGGAAGCGGUUAUGCUUUAAAGAAGUGAGGAGCUUUGUGCCAUUCCCACGCCGGGACUCGAAGAGGAAAAACACCUUGACUAUGUCUCCGUGACCUGAUUGAUGUCUUUUAACUACUGAUGCCCCAACCUACACAGCAUAUUGCCAAUGGUGCCCUUGUAUAUUCCAACCAUGGAUUCAUUCUGUUUCUUUUAUUCUGGCCAGUGAAGAAUA